Messenger RNA from Exophiala spinifera, 5994 nucleotides. RefSeq lists its product as uncharacterized. Gene Ontology annotation, biological process: piecemeal microautophagy of the nucleus; autophagosome assembly; autophagy of mitochondrion. NCBI's taxonomy places the organism in Eukaryota, Fungi, Ascomycota, Eurotiomycetes, Chaetothyriales, Herpotrichiellaceae. Bases 1 to 5994 code for a protein of 1997 amino acids. The transcript has a single exon. Gene Ontology annotation, cellular component: extrinsic component of membrane; phagophore assembly site. Gene Ontology annotation, molecular function: phosphatidylinositol-3-phosphate binding. The record is from RefSeq and is a predicted model, not a curated record.
AUGUCGUACUUUCUUCCUUCAUACUUUCAAAAGAGGCUUCUCCGAUAUGCCCUGACCCGCCUUGAUUUCAUCGACUCGGACGAGUUGGACCUCGACAACCUAGGACUGACAUGGGGUCAGCGGACUGUGGUGGAGUUGAGGAACGUCGGGAUCAAGGUCAAGAAACUCAUCGAUAUCCUCCACUUGCCUUCGACUCUCGACCUGACCCAUGCCUCGAUCAAGCACUUGCGACUCACAUUACCCUCCGAUCUCCAUGCCAGCAGCAUCGAAGUCGAAGUGGUGGGGGUGGAAAUCGUUGUUGGAGUAAGAUCAGAGCCACCGCAGGACAAUGAGGCGGCACGAUCAAAAGCGGGAAGUGCACCCAGCAGAACAGACCGUGCAAAUCUCCCGCGGAUACCUUCGCCAGCAAUCCACGAUCCCGGUGGUCGUCGCUCGAACAAAGGACUAGGGUCGCACUUGGAGGCAUCACAGAUCAUCCCGACUUCCGAAGACCUGGCCAAUUCGUUCCUUGAAGCCGAGUCGCCAAAUGAAAGAGAUGAACUCCAGGCUGCACUCGAGUCACAAUCUCAGUACAUGCAAGAGUCGGUGGCGUCGUCACAGGGUGAGGACGUCGGGCUAGGCAUGCCGGGAGGAUUGUCUCUGCCGACUUUCGUCGCCAACUUUUUCAAAGGCGUGGCAGACCGACUGUCGAUCAAGAUAAAAGACAUCAAUGUCCUUGUAGAGAUGGAUCUCCCACCCGGGGGUGCUUCGGCCGAGAGCAUCAAAUUCAUGCUGUCGUUGGACACCAUCGGGCUGGAUCCUCUCCAGCAGGCAGAUGUCCCUUCGACACGGUCAGACUCCAGACGAGCCAUUAGAUUGAACGAGCUUCAAUUGUUUGUAUUGUCAGAGUCCGAAACAUUCUCGGAGAUUUCUGGACUGGGUUCGCCCAAACUAAGCAGAUCACGCCCUCGGCUUGCUCGCCCGAGUGAUCAAGGUGACAGCAGCGAUACUGCACAAUCUGGCAGUGAGACUCUCAGUCAACAUUCGUAUCGCUCAAAGUCGUCGUCUGCUUCCUUGAACAAUUCCCAAUUGGGUCUGGGCCUUGACGAUGCCUUGUUGGCCGAGUCUGGAAUCUUUGAGCGACCGCGAAAGAGGCUUGAUCGACGCGACUCAUCAGGUACAUCGACGCCAGUAGAUAACCGGGCUCAUGCAGAGGGCCUACUUUCAUCUGUCAACUACGAGAGCGCCAAACAUGAAGAAUGGCAGACCGGUGCUGCGGAAGAUCUUGAAGAGUCUAAAAUGUUCACUCAUGACGAAGCAGAGAGCAUGUAUAUGAGUGCAGUGAGUGGCGGACCCGAUAUGCCAGGUGGUUGGGGUUGGUCUGAGCCUGAGAGACAAGAUCGAGAAGUUCGAACCAGUGAACCUCAACAGCAAAUUACGCGGUCUUUGGAAAGGACGGCCGAAAGUACUAGGAAUUUGAACGAGAACAGUGGCACAGCACCGGACUCCGGACCCCUUCCCACGACCGAACCUGGGGCCUCGAGUGGUGAGAGCAUUCUUGACGGCAAUCUUUCCACGUUUUACCGAUCUAGGAUCCUACACUUGGACACCGUAUGCUUGAAAGUACCCCAGCCGCAUCAGCACGAGUCUAUGGCAGAGGGUCAAGUGCGAGACAUAGCGGCACGCCCUAGUCGUCCUUCCCAAGCCCGAACAACGCGAUUAGGCUCAUCAAGACUGGUUGAAAGCACAUUUCUCAAUGACACACGCCAUCAUGCAGCACUUCCUCCGGAACAAACUCCAUCUGCUUUGUCACAAAAUGCAAUCCUAGGCGUUGACAUCGGCGAAGUGACUGUAGACCUUGAUAUGAGGAUCAGUCGAAUUCUGAUUAAGGCGACACAAGUCAUUCUAGACAUUCUUCCUAAUGCCGGGGAGCAGGCCAAGCCACCAAUCGGUGCUCCAAAGGUAGAAUUACCGUCAGCCAGCCUGGGUAAGUUCGUCAUCAAUCUUUGUGAAGCAGUGCCGAGGAGGCCCCCAAGCGGCGCUGCUAUUCAGACAAUUGAAACCAUGCUAGCGCAUGAGACGACUCUCCUCAAGUUGGCUUUGUUGGCGAUAUCCUUCAGUCCUGUCCCAAAUAGGCAACACUCCGACCGCCUCUCAAUCUCAAAGAUCUCUAUGACUCAUGGCGAUAGGGAUGUUAUGUCGUUUGUCGAUUCGAUCUCUGUUCGAGACUCGAUAGCUUCAAGUUCCAUGCUGAGACCGCAUGAUCUAAUCGCCACCGUGACAGAAAACCGGUACGAGGUGCAAAUCAAGCCUGUGCAUGCUGUGGUCGAUCUUCUGGUCAUAGACGAUGUGCUCAGCAAAAGCGGUGGAUUGAGCUCUCUGCUGGACCUUGGCAAUUCAAUCGUCUCGACGCAAACUGUGAAGGGCUCUGCGGCCAAGACCGCAGCUGUUGUCAAACCACGGACGGUUAGGUUCGACGAUCCUCAACGAAGAACGAGAGCCAACAGCGAUCCCACAUCUACCCUGCCAAAAAUAGAUGUUCGCGUAUCUGGCGCACUCCUAGAUCUUAUCGGCUCCGAGUCCACGUUACAAGUAAGAACCUCCGCUGUCAAAGCAGCAUAUCGCCAAAACAAUGUGCGACUGGUGAUUGAUGGUGCGGCUGUCGAGGGGCCACUCCUUCCCGGCUCUGGGAGUCGUGGCGAUGUGUAUGCAAAGAUUCGUAACGUCGAGUUGCGCUAUUCGGAUUCCCCGGACGAUGAUGACCUGGACAGACUUCUUUCGGUCAUAACACCCUCCGGAGACAAGUAUGACCAAGAGGACGAUAUCAUGGUCGACACUUUACUACGCCAGCGGCGAAAGGGAGGUGUAUUGCGGUUGUCGAUUGGAGACCUACAAGCCGGCGCCGUCGGCCUGCGUUGGCUGCCUCAUUUGAGCAAGGUGGCUGACGAGAUUUCUAAGCUCUCAUCAGUCACGAAAUAUCUCCCAGAGGAUGACCGACCCGGUAUCCUCACCUUUGGCCUGAUCAAAAAGCUAGACUUCAAGUUUGAGGUGGAUGAGAAGCUUGGUCCUCUCAAACUAGAGGCUGAACUGCUUGAGGGUGCACAUAUCAACGUACCUUCGCUGGCUGCCGCUCAAAUUGCUAGCUGGACUCUUACGCGAGGGGAAAAGGACUUGUUGAUUACCGAAGUUAUCUCACAGAGCCGGAGCGUAAUGGGCCCUCCGAUGUUCAUGUGUCGUUUCAUUGCAGACGAGAUGGAACCUACUGUUCGUAUGAAACUGUCCAAUACUUGCUUUGAGUACAAGGUUCCAACUGUUGUGGCCUUGUCAGAGUUGGCAGAACACCUGAAGUCUCAAAUUCCGACUCCAGUACAAAGUCCCCUGUCACAGACUUCGAGCUUCUCAUCUAGCGGUGGUGACGCAAGAGGUCUGGCGCGAAAGGUUCAGCUCUGUCUUGCUUUCAGAGAUUCCGCUAUAGCACUGAAUCCGGAUGGAGUUCCCGCAAAAGGAUUAUUUGUCCUGACCGACGCUGUAGUACGACACCAACCCGAAAAACACAGCUCAGCAAACACUCUUGAUAUCAAGAAGGCCUCCCUACUGAUCAUCAAUGAUUCUUCGACGGUCGGAAAAGACUCAGAGAAUGUCGACCACAAACUCUUCUUCGAAGAAAAUGACCAGGUUCAACAGUUGACCAAAGCUGGUUUUGUCCCUGUUGGCUCGAUGUCAUCCGCAUCUGCAGUAAUUAAAAUCACCGAAGAGAAGCACCAGACUCACGUGGACGUUGAAUUCCGUAACAACCUCCUUUUCCUUGAAACAUGUGCUGAUUCCACUCAAACAAUGAUUCAGAUCUUGAGUGGUCUUUCUCCGCCGACGGCACUCCCGAAAAUUGCGAAGUAUCGUACCGAGAUCGUCCCGAUUCAAGAUUUGCUAGCCUCGUUCACUGGCAACGCUUUCGUCUCCGAGCCCGGCCCGGAGCUUGGCCUGCAGGCAUCGAGGAUGACCGCUGACGGCGCGUCUUUCAGUGGGAGCUCCGCAGGAGAGGACGACGAUGACGACCCUGACUUUGCGCGGGACAUGUACGGAGAUGCUGAGGAUGCGGACGAUGAAAUGACAGCUAGCCACGUGGAGUCUGAUCUGGGCCGUUCCGCCAUGUCCGGAUCCAUACACGUCGCUCCUGUUGACAUAACAGGCUCUGAAACUGGUGAUUCGAGUGAGAGUAUCAUGAUGCAUAGUCUGCUGGAUUUUCGAACGGAUCAUUUCGCUGCCGAAACACAGGUGGGCGGAACUGCUCAUCGUUGGAACUCGGAACAGAACACAUACGGUCUUGCAAGCAAUACACUCUUCGCCCAUUCCCCAGUCAAAGUGCGCGUUCGUGACGUUCACGUCAUAUGGAACCUUUUCGAUGGGUACGAUUGGCAAAGCACUAGAGACACAAUUUCACAGGCAGUUAGGGACAUCGAGACAAAGGCCAUGGCAAGACGACCUCGAAGUAGAAGUCGCACUGCCGGCGCGGAUGACGAGGAUGAAUCAGUCAUCGGCGAUUUCUUGUUCAACUCGAUUUACAUUGGCGUUCCCGCCAACAGGGAUCCGAGAGACCUUACGAGCGCCAUCAAUCAUGAAAUCGACGACAUGGUGAGUGAGACUGGUAGCUACGCUACUGGUACGACAAUAACAGCUGCCACCUCACGUCGCCAUUCUGGGACCAUUCCUCGGCAGAAGAAGCUGAAACUGAGACGGAGCAAGCAUCACAAAAUGGCAUUUGAGCUUGAAGGGGUAUCGGCAGAUUUUGUGGCAUUUCCUCCAGGCAGUGGCGAAGUCGAAAGUUCGGUCGAUGUUCGCAUCAGAAAGCUCGAAAUAUUCGACCAUAUUCCAACUUCGACCUGGAAAAAGUUCGCCACGUACAUGCAGGAUGCAGGAGAACGAGAAGUGAACACUAACAUGGUCCACAUUGAACUUCUCAACGUCAAACCCGUUGCAGAACUAUCAGCCUCGGAGAUGGUGCUGAAAAUCACCGUUCUUCCUCUGAGGCUUCAUGUUGAUCAAGAUGCACUGGAUUUUCUGAGCCGCUUCUUCGAGUUCAAAGACGAAAGCACACCUCCUUCCAAUGCUCCAUCGAACCCGCCGUUCUUACAGCGCGUGGAGGUGAAUGCUGUGCAGUUGAGACUGGACUUCAAACCUAAAAGGGUUGACUACGGCGGGUUGCGCUCCGGGCGGACAACUGAAUUCAUGAACUUCUUCGUGCUUGACCGGGCGGAUAUGGUGCUACGAAGGGUCAUUCUGUAUGGAGUUUCAGGAUUCGACCGGCUGGGUAUUAUGCUCAACAACAUUUGGACCCCGGAUGUCAAACGCAAUCAACUUCCUCGUGUUCUUGCCGGUCUUGCCCCUUUCCGACCCUUAGUGGAUGUGAGCAGCGGAGUCAGAGAUCUUAUUACUGUUCCCAUUCGCGAGUAUCGAAAGGAUGGCAGGUUGGUGAGAAGCAUUCAGAAGGGAGCGCUUGCCUUUGCGAAGACGACGGCAACCGAACUCGUCAAUCUUGGUGCCAAAAUGGCCAUUGGUACACAACAGGUUUUGCAAAACACGGAAGGCCUCUUCGUGUCAGGGGAGCAGCUACUGGAUCCAGAUGCAGACGACGAAGGUACAAAGCAUAUCUCGCUGUAUGCCGACCAACCUGUCGGCAUAAGGCAGGGUUUGAGGACUGCAUACAGCAGUCUAGAACGGGAUUUGCUACUUGCAAAGGAUGCAAUCGUGGCAAUACCCGGUGAGGUGAUGGCCAGUGGCAGUGCCAAAGGUGCAGCUGCAGCGAUAUUGAGGCAGAGCCCAACCAUUAUUUUGCGACCGGCCAUUGGAGCCUCGAAGGCGGUCGGGCAGACACUCAUGGGCGCAGGUAACAUGUUGGACAAACAAAACCUGAGGAGGAUGGACGAGGUAAGUCGCUGUCGAUCUCUAUUUCGAGCACAUUUCGUCCUUGCUAACUUUCUCUUCAGAAAUAUAAACGUCAUUAAUUGUGCAUCCCAAUAG